Neurospora crassa OR74A is the source of this 1285-nucleotide messenger RNA. RefSeq lists its product as hypothetical. The transcript is spliced from 4 exons. The record is from RefSeq and is a predicted model, not a curated record. Gene Ontology annotation, biological process: intracellular sterol transport; sphingolipid metabolic process; sterol metabolic process. Bases 159 to 1052 code for a protein of 297 amino acids. NCBI's taxonomy places the organism in Eukaryota, Fungi, Ascomycota, Sordariomycetes, Sordariales, Sordariaceae. Gene Ontology annotation, cellular component: Golgi apparatus; cortical endoplasmic reticulum.
CUCUCCCUCAGCAUCAUCCACGGCGGAAACAUUGAGGAACGCCAUCAAAUCACAAGCGGUUAAAUCCAUCACAACACUUACGAACCCUCAACGAUAAUUUCAAUCACGAUACACACUUAACCCCAUCAGCCUCGUCUCUGCUCAAUCUCGCGGUCCGAAUGCCGAUUUGCAUCGAAUGCAGACACCCUGUGAAGACGUUAUGGAGGGAGGGCGCAGGUGACAAGUCGACUGGACACAACAUCCGAUUGACGGUGUGCAAGAACUGCGGCCGCUUCUGUGACAAAUAUGUCGAGCAUGACUUUGUCGUACUCUUCAUUGAUCUCGUCUUGAUCAAACCACAGGUCUAUAGACAUUUACUUCACAACACCUUGAUGAAAGACGAGGAUGAAUUUGCACCUUCCAUCAUCCGCCUCGGAGUGCUUCUCCUUCUCUUCGAUGUCUAUCUCACUUGGGCACGCAUUGAAAAGCAAUCAGUUCCGACCGUCAACAGUGUAGAUGGCACAGCAUCGCCCGGUAUGAACAGCGCAAGCGUGAGCAACUUUGGUCGUCUAGCGCAACAACCCAUUGUGCUACAGUACAUGUUCUUCCUUCUCCUCUGUACCCUCUCAACCCUCGCCUUCCACGGCUCCAUCCGUUUCCUCACCUCCAGCCGGUACUCUCCUCUCCACCUCCUCGGCAUUCUCCCGCAGUUCAGCCGGCCCAACUCGGUCUCGACCGCGCUUCUCGUUUCGUCUUCCACCAAGUUAUUCCCCAUCCUGAUGGUAAUAUGGGAAUACGACGUUCCUGCGGCGGCGCGAUCGCUCGGCUGGGCCGUGGUGGCUAACAACGUCGAGGCGCUCAAGAUCUUGCUAGACUGCAACUACGGCGUGGCGACGCUGCUGGCGACGGCGGGCGCGCUGAGCCGGUGGGCCAUGGGAAGGGCGAUCUUAUGGGCGGCUGGGCUGGAUGGCGUGGACUCGGUCGGGGAGCAUAGCGUGGCGGAGGAGGGAAGGGUGUUGGGUUCCCUGUUGAUGUAUGCAAAAGAUUGGCUUGGGAGGCUGGCUGUUGGUUGACCUCUAUGGGUUUGGAGUGAUUCUUUGAACACAGGUCACGUCUCUCUCUGCCUAAUCAAGCCUCGGGAAGGUGUAUUUUGCAGUCGUCUGGUCAAAGGAGCAGAGCGAUGCAACAAAGAAUCGAUUGUACUGAAUGUAAAUUUCUCAAACGGCCUUAUCAUCUUUCAGAACGGUGACGGACCACACAGUGUCUGCCGUUGUAGAAGCCAACUCAUCAAGGCCCUCUUUCCCAA